UAUAAUUCAUAUAUAUAUAUAUUUUGAAAGCCAAGUGUCAAGUGUUGUUGUGUGCGUUAAAUCCCAGGCUGCCCCCACUCAAAAGAGAAAUAAUACAAAAAUAAAUUAAAUUAUGUUGAAGUUCGUGUGCCUGUUCGCGCUGCUUGCCACAGCGGCAGCAGCAGCCUCUGAGGCUGACAGCUUGCUGACGAGUGCCCUUCGCAUGGUCAAGGAUUGCGGCGAGCGCUCCAUGGUGUUGUGCAUGAAGGAACGCGCCCUGCACUACUUCGACUCGGAGAACGGCGAUGUGAAGCUGACGGAGGGCAUUUCCCUGGUCAAGACCGAUGAUAUACCCGUGGGACGUGCCCUGAAUGAUAUGGCCCUGCCUGAGGAGGCGGAGGCACGCGAAAGUGAGGUCGACUCGCUGCUGGUGGAGCGCGUGGCGCGCUUCUUUGGCACACACACGCUGCAGUUCAAGGUGCCCAAGGACUCCAUUCAGGAUAUGCAGCGCGCUCUCGAAGAAUCGCGCGGCAAGAAGAAGGAGAAGAAGAAGUAUCUGAUGCCGCUGCUGAUGCUGUUCAAGCUGAAGAUGGCAGCGCUGCUGCCCUUGGCCAUUGGCUUCCUGGCGCUCAUCUCAUUCAAGGCUCUGGUCAUUGGCAAGAUUGCGCUGCUGCUCUCUGGCAUCAUCGGCCUGAAGAAGCUGCUGGAGUCGAAGAAGGAGAACUAUGAGGUCGUUGCGCAUCCGCACUAUGAGCACGAGCACAGCUAUGGCAGGUCGCUGCAUAACAAUGCUGAGGCACAGAACUUGGCCUAUGCGGCGUAUCAGCAAUAGACGGUCACAGCAGCCAAAGCGUCACAACAACAACAACAACAACAACCACAAUUAGUGCAAUACACAAAAGAAAGAAGAAUGUGAAGAAGAGAAAAACUUAUCAAAGUGAAGGAAAGGAGCACAGAGCUCGCGCAGCUCGUUUAAUUUAUUUUAUUUAUUUAAUUUAUUUGUAGCUUAACUCAAGCAAAAGGCGCCAUCAACAGCAACAACAACAACAAAACACUAUCAAACAAAAGAAAUGAGAUCCUAGUUAAUAAGCUCUAACAAAUAUGCAGCCGACUGCAAUUGCAGUCGACCAUAUGAAAGCGGG
Drosophila hydei is the source of this 1121-nucleotide messenger RNA. RefSeq lists its product as uncharacterized. Lineage: Eukaryota; Metazoa; Arthropoda; Insecta; Diptera; Drosophilidae. The transcript has 3 exons. Bases 113 to 811 code for a protein of 232 amino acids. The record is from RefSeq and is a predicted model, not a curated record.